This is a messenger RNA of Nezara viridula (southern green stink bug), 849 nucleotides long. NCBI's taxonomy places the organism in Eukaryota, Metazoa, Arthropoda, Insecta, Hemiptera, Pentatomidae. The record is from the annotation of a GenBank genome assembly.
AUGUCUGGAGCGGUCAUUGCAAAUAGCUCAAAGAAAUUAAACAAAUGGAAACCUUUAUCCCAAUCGGACCUCCUUGAAGGCCUUAGGGUGGUACACCUGCAAGUCUUCGGCCUCUGGCACGCCCUCAACACUUACCGAAGCUCGUCCAAGAAGAGCUACAAGCUGCUGGUUUACAUAAUAUCCACCCUGGUCGUCGUGGCGCCCUACCUCGUGUCGCAGAUCCUCUGUGCCUUUUACGUGAAGAUGAGUCUCCAAAUGGCCAUCUAUCUCAUUCUCAAUACAAUGCCGACCUUUCAAGCCAUUACGAAGAUGGGAGUAUUCUGGUUCCAUAUAGAAGAGAUGUCAAUUUUAUUCGAUCUUUUGCGUGAGGACUUUCUCACAUGUGUGCCACCGCACAAGAAGUCGAGGGCUAAAGAAAUAUAUCGUAGCAUCACGAAAAGGUCGAAUAUGUUUUGCUUCUUGGCCUUUUUCGCCAACACGAUAACAGUGGUGACGUGGAUAGCCAUGCCAGGAUUCGACACUAACCUCAAGGGUACCGGAAGGAAGAAGGUCAUCGCUGGUUGGUAUCCGGUUCCUUAUUCUGAGACGCCAUAUUACGAAGUCGUCUUAACCUACGAAUCGUUUCUCAUGGUCUGGUUCGGCCUCUCUCUUUGUCCUUACGAGUGCUUCCUGGUCCAGCUGAUGUCUGGUCUAUGUGCUCAUUUCUCCGUGCUCAACCAUCACCUUGCGACUUUGACUAAGGAAGACAUCUUCGGAAGAUUCGGUCCAGAAAAUAGAAGAGACGGUAAUGCAGUCUUGAAUGAAGAAUUAAAAAAGAUUUUUGACGAUUACAACAAACUUCUCCGGUAA